CCCUCUAUAUAUAGAGAUAGUUUAUUGUCUGUGGCAUUCAUUUGCUGAGGAACGCCGCUUCACUCAAACCAGAUUCCAAUAUGAAGACGUUUGCCCUCAUUUUAAGUACGUUGAGUGUAGCUUUCGCUACGUAUCCGUCUCGAAACACCAGAUAUACUAACAGACAACUAGUGCAACGUAUACGUGAGCUACCACCAUCAAUAAGAAUUGCAGGUAGCAGCUCACGUAUACGUGAGCUACCGCCAUCAAUAAGAAUUGCAGGUAGCAGCUCGCGUAUUGAGCUACCGCCAUCAAUAAGAAUUGCAGGUAGCAGCUCACGUAUUGAGCUACCGCCAUCAAUAAGUAUUGCAGGUAGCAGCUCACGUAUUGAGCUACCGCCAUCAAUAAGAAUUGCAGGAAGCAAUUCUGGACGUAGGCCGGCACUACGAACAGCAGUGAAUCCCAUUCUAACACAAAUCGGACAGACACGCAGAAGCACCUCAUUCUUAACCGGUGCUACCCUCGGACAAAGGAGAGAAGCACAAAUACAAAGGUUAGGACCUAGAAUGCAAAGCAGACUGAGAUUCAAUCCGAAUAGUCGAACAAGUAUGUUUCCGGCCGGAUCAUCAUCGAUAUCUGGUAGGAUGUUAGCGAGAACGUCUCCAUACAUAGUAAGAAGCAAUAGAGCUACCGUUCCAUCAAGUCAAGCAUUUAUCGGUACUAUUAGUUCCUCGCCCAAUGGUAGAUAUAGGGUGACGCCUUUAUCCUCAUCAAUGAACGUUCGAUCACGUGCAGUCGCUGUGCCUUCUGGUGGUGCGUCCUCAUUUGACAGAGGAAGCCGCAGGAUGUCUGGGCUCAAUACAAUGAGUGCAAACAGGGUACAACAACGAUUCGCGAAUAGGCAGAUCAUCUUUGGUGCCCAGUGAUUCCGGUCCGACUCUCUUUGACUCCAAUAUGAAUUGUGCUCUGCAAACCCAGAGGAACUGGACCCCAGUGUUUCUCCGAUAUUUCAAAGAUAGAAAUCCGUUCAUUUUCGGUGUUUUAGUGUAUUUUGUCGUCAUGUUUUUCUUUAUUGUUAAUUACAAAUAGCUGAAUUGUACAGCUACAAAGACUACCGAUGGUUUGUAAGCAGUACUGGGGCAAUAUCAUUAUAAGAUAUGGUUACAGAAUUUACUUAAAAAGAUGCAAUCGUAAAAGAUAUCACCUUUGAGCAACAAUGACGCGGUAGGUAAUGGUUGUUCUUUAAAACUUUGCCUUGUGGCAGGUAAAUGUUAUUCAUUAAAAUUUUACUUUG
Mizuhopecten yessoensis (Yesso scallop) is the source of this 1273-nucleotide messenger RNA. RefSeq lists its product as uncharacterized. The record is from RefSeq and is a predicted model, not a curated record. The transcript has 3 exons. Bases 81 to 905 code for a protein of 274 amino acids. Lineage: Eukaryota; Metazoa; Mollusca; Bivalvia; Pectinida; Pectinidae.